Molecule: messenger RNA, 714 nt
Organism: Zonotrichia albicollis (white-throated sparrow)
Lineage: Eukaryota; Metazoa; Chordata; Aves; Passeriformes; Passerellidae
Source: RefSeq, a predicted model, not a curated record
UUUUGUACCAAUGUAAUGCUCCUCUGCCUUGAUUCCCUCACAGGUCUGGGCUACACUGGGCUUCCCAAUGGAUUUCACAGCUUCCCUGGAGAAUCCCUGUCCUGCCCUGCAGCCCAGCAGCCCUCAGUGAGCAGCCUGAGACAUUCCUCUGUGGGGGAAGACUCUACCCAUCCCCUGCUGGGGCCUGACGAGCAGUCCCACACCUACGUCAACACCGGCGAGCCGGAGCCGAGGGGCCGCCACUGUUUGCACUCCCUGCCUGAAGCCCACCCUCCUUUCCCCCCUAGGAACCACAGCUGCUCCCUGGAAGACCGAAACCCCCAGGUCUUCCUGCAGCCAGGGGAGGUGAAAUUCGUGCUGGCUCCCACCUCGGGUUACCGCCGGCUGUGCCGGCAGCCCCGGCCAUGCCGGCCUCACCUCUGCGCCCCCAACAACAACAACAACGAGUGCCAGCAGGGCUGUCCGUCCCCACAGUGUGUCUAUGAGAACCUCAACGGGCUGGUGGUGCCCAGCAGCUCGUCCCUGUGCCGGGCUGGCCGCUCCAAGGCGUCCCGGAUCAGCCUGAAGAAAGGCCUGUCCAUCCGGGACCAGAUGAGGGCAGCUGGGGUGCUGGAUGAUUUCCUGAAGCACAUCAAAUACGAUUCGGUGAAGAAAUACCAGCCCAGCCAGGGGGCUGUGGUGAGGGAGCCCAUAGCCAACCACCUGGAUUUCCUG